Tachysurus fulvidraco (yellow catfish) is the source of this 9053-nucleotide messenger RNA. RefSeq names its product pregnancy-associated plasma protein A, pappalysin 1b (gene pappab). The record is from RefSeq and is a predicted model, not a curated record. The coding region runs from base 192 to 5081 and encodes 1629 amino acids. Gene Ontology annotation, molecular function: metallopeptidase activity. Lineage: Eukaryota; Metazoa; Chordata; Actinopteri; Siluriformes; Bagridae. The transcript is spliced from 22 exons.
UUUCUUGCUGUUUGGAUCCGCUGUCUUUGACAAGCUUUUGUUAGCCUAAAAAAAAAAUACGAAGGAGAAUAGGAUCUAUACGCGCUAUUUAUGGGGAGGACUGUUUUUACCUAACCUAUUAAAGAAAAAAAAUCUAUAUACAUAUACGUAUACACCUAUAUAGGGUUCAUUUUAUUUGCUCUACGUGAAAAAUGAAACUUUUGCCUUUUUCUACUUGGUUGCCUUGCCUCUUGGUAUUCAGCUUAUGUCUGGGCUGUGAGUGCGGCGCACUGAGGCGGACGGACAGGUCUAAGAGAGACCUGGUGCGCGCAAGGGAGGCUGUCGGAGUCUCUCCCGGAGCGUGUGGCACACGGCUCCAGCGGGGCAGGCGCUCUGUAUCCGGAGCGGACUGGCGCGCGGGCCGCCUGCACGCAUGUUUCAGUCAUGCGGGAGCGAGCGCAAGAGUAACACUCACCCGCAACAGUGUUUACUUCAGCGGCAGAGGAGAUCAACUACGGCUUAAACCGAGCGUAGAGGUUCCGCGCGGUAAUUUCACCCUGGAGAUGUGGAUAAAACCUGAAGGCGGUCAGCGCUCUCCAAGUGUGAUCGCAGGGCUCUAUGACAAAUGCUUCUAUGCAUCCUGUAAUCGAGGCUGGUUAAUAGGCAUCAGACCAGUCAGUGAUCAAGGGAACAGGGACCCUCGUUUCUUCUUCUCCCUCAAAACAGACAGAGCACACAAGGUUACCACAAUCACAUCCAAUGCUCCCUACUCCCCCAACCACUGGCAUCAUCUGGCUGUCACUUACAAUGGACUCCAUAUGAAGCUUUACCUCAAUGGGGCUCAAGUGGCUGUAAGCCGAGAGCAGUCCGGUGAGGUUUUUAGUCCCCUUACAAAAAAGUGCAAGGUGCUAAUGAUAGGUGGCAAUGCACUCAACCACAACUAUAGGGGAACAUUGGAGCACCUGAGCCUGUGGAAAGAAGCCUUGGCCCAGGGCAAUAUAAUCCAAUACAUGCAAAGCCCUCAAUCUGAAUACCAUAAUGACCUUUCUGAACUAGUAAUUUAUGAGAACUUUGAAAAUGCAUCUCAGAAGUGGCUGACAGUAAAAGAUGGGGUCUUUCCCCAGAUUGGGACUUCUGACCGUACGUUGACAGCCAAUCUUGGUAGCACUGUCGAAACUGCACUGGUUCCUCCACCAUGUGGACAAACAGUCUGUGAUAAUGUUGAGGUAGUGACAAACUACAACCGCUUAUGGACGUUUCGCAAACCUAAGACGGUGCGUUACCGAUUAGUCAAUGUGUACGAUGAUGAUGGUCACUGGCCAACAGUUACAGAGCACCAGAUCAACCUCCAGCACCAGCAUCUAAACAAAGCUUUUCGCAUCUACAACAUCACAUGGGAGCGCACUGUACACAAUGUCUACAACUCCUCCUUGCGCAACCGUCUGGUCCUGGCUAACUGUGAUAUUAGCAAAGUGGGAGACGAGGAGUGUGACCCAGAAUGCAACCACACACUCACUGGUUUUGAUGCAGGCUACUGCAGGAGGCAAACAAUCAGCUGUCCUGAGCAUAAACUAGGGAACAAUGUUUGUGAUCCUGAGUGUAACUGGGAUAAUUUCAACUACGACCAGGGUGACUGCUGUGACACAAACAUCACUGAUGUAACAAAAACCUGCUUUAAUCCUGCAUCACACUACAGGGCCUACUUGGAUGUGAAGGAGUUGAAAGAGACAUUGCACCUUGAUGGCUCUACACACCUUAACAUAUUUUUUGCAAAUUCCACUGAUGAAGACCUAGCAGGCGAAGCCACAUGGCCUUGGGAUAAAGACGCCUUAACACAUUUAGGUGGGAUUGUGCUGAAUCCCUUGUUCUAUGGCACAUUUGGCCACACACAUACCAUGAUCCAUGAGAUUGGUCACAGCCUUGGACUGUACCAUGUCUUCAGAGGGAUUUCUGAAAUUGAGUCAUGCAAUGAUGCCUGUCUGGAGACAGAACCAUCAUUAGAGACUGGGGACCUGUGUGCUGAUACAAACCCCACACCAAAGUACAAAUACUGCAGAGACCCGGAACGUGGAAAUGACACAUGUGGCCAGCGGCUCUUCAAGCACACACCAUUCAGAAAUUAUAUGAGUUAUGCAGAUGAUUCUUGCACAAAUUCCUUUACAAUGAACCAGGUGGCUCGGAUGCAUUGCUAUUUAGAUCUGAUCUACCAGUCCUGGAGGACUGAGAGUAAGCCAGCUCCAGUUCCUCUAGCUCCUCGACUGAUGGAGCAAGGGGAAGACUCCCUCACCCUGGAGUGGUUCCCUGCACUUACUGGGCAUUACUUUGACAGAGAAGUGGGAUCUUUAUGUGACAGAUGUACUGAAGGCAGUGUGUUCCUGCAGUAUGCCUCAAAUUCAUCCUCCCCAAAACCCUGUGCUCCAUCAGGACACUGGAGCCCACGUGAGGCAGAGGGUUCACCGGAUGUGGAGCAGGUGUGUGAACCCAGCGUUCGUACCUGGAGUCCCCAUGCUGGCCUUGACUCCAGCAGUGUGGGCUCUGCUUUGUGCCCUCCACAAGGCUGCAUGCUUCAACUGAACUUCACCUACCCACUUGUGCCAGAUUCGCUCACUGUGUGGGUCACAUUCUUCUCAGCAGAAGAGAGUGAUAUGGCAGCCAUCAACAACAUUCUGCUACUAACACUGAGUGGCAACAAUGUGUCUCUGGGUCCACAGAGCAUCUUCUGUGACAUGCCACUGACACUUAAACUUUCUGUGGAUGAGGAAGUGUAUGGCAUUCAGUUCUUCACUAUGGAUCAGCACCUGGAGAUUGAUGCCACAAUGAUAGCCUCCAAACCAGGGCAUGUACUCUGCCAGCCAUGCCAACCCCUGCAGUAUAGGCUGACACGGAACCCACCUUUCAGUCAUGCACCUAAUGGUGUGGUGCUCAUGGAGCCCAUGAGGAGAUUUAUAGACAGGGACAUAGAGUCUGGCGAGACAUACACCUACCAUGUCCUGACUGUUUCCAAGACAUCAGAAAGUGAACCAUCUCCUGCUCUCAUACAUCAGCUGGGCUCACCAUACUGUGGAGAUGGACUCAUCCAACAUUAUCUGGGGGAGCAAUGUGAUGACAUGAACUUUGCCAAUGGAGAUGGCUGUUCCAACCAGUGUAAAAAGGAACCUUUGUUUAACUGCCUUGAUGAACCCAGUCUUUGCUACUUCUAUGAUGGUGAUGGUCUUUGUGAGGACUUUGAGCGGGAGAAGAGUGUGAGGGACUGUGGGCUCUAUACACCCAGUGGUUUCCUGGACCAGUGGGCCACAGGGGUGGAGGUUUCCAAUGAGAACAGAAUAUAUUGCCCUGCAGAGGUGGCUGCAGGGUAUCCUGCUGUGACAAAGAGCUGUCUGUCGAAGGUGUUUGACCUGUCUGAUUUUGGGGUGUCUCAGUAUGCUUGGUUUCCCUGUGAGGAAUCACAGCGGCACAGCUACAAGACUAAGUACAAGUUAAAGGCAUACUAUUCCCACCCCAUGGUAGCUGCUGCUGUCAUAAUUCACCUGGCUGCAGAUGGGACCAUCUAUGGAGAUCAGACACAGAGUAAUGUCACCGUCCAACUGGUGGACACCAAGGAGCAGCUCCACAAUCUUGGCGAAUGGAGGCUGAGUUGCAGAAACAACCCUCUAGUGAUUCCUGUGAUUCAUGACCUGAGCAUGGCUUUCUACAGGACUAAGGCUAUUGUAGUGAGCUUCCAAUCAGCACUGGUGGCCAUUUCUGGAGUGGGUUUGCGGUCUUUUCAGUAUUUUGACCCAAUCACAAUUAGUGGCUGCCAAAGCAACGAGAUCUACAAUCCAAUGGGGCAAAGUUGUGUACAUUACUCAUGUGAUGCCAUUGACUGCCAGAAGCUUAUGGUGCAUAACUCUGAGACGAAGUGCAGUAGUCCAGGUUACUUCAAUGGUGUCCGCUGUAUAGUCACCUGCGACCGUGGAUACACCCUCAAAAUCCACAGAGAUGACGAAAUCAUCAAAACUCAGUCGGACUCAAUGGCCACCCUCACUUGUGCUGAUGGGAAGUGGAACAAACAGGUGUCAUGUGAGCCAGUGGAUUGUGGACGCCCAGACAAAUACCACGUGCACCUGGCCAAUUUCAGUUUCAAUGAGGGCACCACUUAUGGCAAGAAGUGCACUUUCCAGUGUAUGCACCCAGCACAGUUGCUAGGCAGCAAUAACCUGCUAACAUGUAUGGAAGAUGGCAUGUGGUCAUUCCCAGAGGCUAUGUGUGAGCUGCGCUGUUCUAUGCCUCCUUCCAUCCCCAAUGCCAUCCUGCAAACCAAACGUUGCAAUACCAGUGGUCUCAAAGUUGGCUCUUUCUGCAAGUACAAAUGCAAGCCAGGCUACCAUGUACCUAGUGCUGAUAACCCCAAAAAACGGUCAUUCACACGACAGUGUACAGAGAAUGGUACGUGGCAACUGGGCAUGUGUGUGCCAGUGACAUGUGAGCCACCACCACCAGUCUUCUAUGGCAGCUACCAGUGUACUAAUGGCUUCCAGUUCAAUAGUGAAUGCUGGCUGAGCUGUCCUGAUGUUAAUCACAUGACAACUUCCUCCACCGUGAUACGCUGUAAAAAGGACGGGAACUGGACUGGCUCUUUCCAGCUCUGUCCCCAACUUGAAGGCCAGUGCUCCCUCCCUCAGAACCUGAGCCCGGACAUCAAUCUUACCUGCAGCAGGGGGCAUGACAUUGGAGAGCAAUGUGAGCUGACAUGCAGAGAUUCUGGUAGCAGUGUGGUGCUCCUCCCCAGGAACAUGACUGUGGAUGCCUUAGUGAAAGACCACUGGAGAAACCCACCCAAAGUUAAGAGUAUUGUGUGUACAGUUGUACUGAAGUGGUAUCCAAGCCCAGAGAUUCUCCAUUGCAUAAAAGGCUGUGAGCCUUUCAUUGGCGAUAACUACUGCGAUGCCAUCAACAACCGAGCGUUCUGUAACUAUGAUGGUGGAGACUGCUGUCAUUCUACUGUUAAAACUAAGACGGUGAUUCCAUUCCCCAUGUCUUGUGACACCCGAGAAGACUGUGCAUGUCGAGACCCCAACGCACAGGAGAACAUUAAAGGGAUUCGACACCGAACACUGGGCUGAGGCUGGGUCACUGGAGGUCCUCCUGGUACCACAGCGAAAAGCAAUUAAACAAAAAACCUUUCUCUCUCCAUGCUGCUUACUAGAGGGCCAUUCCACUCAUGCUGUACCCUGACAUGCCUGUCGAUGAGCUGUUGCCCACUAUGGUAUGCUGCUCAACAAGAAAAAACACAUAAAAUAUAGUAUGGUAAAUAGGGUUCAAUUAUGGAGGGAUAAGAGCAGUGUUUUAGGAUCCAGCUCAAUAAAACAUAAAAAAAUCAGAGACGUCAUCAAUAGAAGCUGGACGCAAGCCCAACUUGACAGUUUUAUUGCUUUUUAUUCCCUAGUCCUUAUUUGUAAGGCACAACUGCAGCAAAUUGAUUAGAAAGCAACACAGAGAAAACCAUUUCAUGCUCUGAUUGUUUUGUUUCUUAUUUUAAUAGAAACCAUUUAUUCCUAAUAUAACCAACAAAAAGCAGCAAAGGAAGGACUAAAAAAGCUAGCAGUCCUGGAAAUUCCUAAGCUGACACUUCAGAGAAAUCACUUCAGCUAUUCAUAAAAAUGCUCCCACCCAUGUCCUUUAGUUUCCCACUGAUGUGUUUAACAACAAAUGGUCUGUUAUAGCAUAGGAAAAGCAAAAAGCCCUUCCGAGGCAUUUUGAAAUAUAUUCUUCAAAAGCCAAAUGCACCACUAAGCUGCAUGAAAAAUAGGAAACAUAAGGGGUCUCUCCUUGAAGGAUUGGACGAUGAGUAGGGAAAACAUAAAUCAGCAAAAUAAAACUGCAAAUCACUAAGAAAUAUGCACACCUGAAUCUGAAAAGUAUCAGAUUUUAUUGGUUUUAUUUUAUUGAAUACUUCCCUCAGAAGAGACAUUCAUUCAAUAAAGUUCAGCCCUAGAGAUGUUUGUAAUUAAGAGCAUGGGAUCAAGAAUAAGACAAAAAAGAGAGAUAAAGACAGAAAGCGCAGCUGUCAUUGUUAUAUUUUCUGCUUGAGCCAUGCAGACAGAUAUAUCUCUAGAGUGUAUAUGCAGUAUUCUGUCCAUCUUACCUCCUGCCAUAAUGCAGCUAUAUAGAUUUAAAAAGUAUUUUAGAAAGUCUAUACAUCUCUGACACAUGUUUAGAUACUUACUGUAUUUAUCAGUCUGCAGGAAUUACAUACAAGACUUCUGGACUAUAUUUAGGUACUUGGCAUUUUAACCUAUUCAGCAAACUAUUUGUUUUAUUAUUAAUCAUACACAAAUCCAGUUCUGUCAUAGCCAGCAAAAUUUACAAAACCGUAAUGUAAAUUUAAAAUUGCAUGAUGAACUUGUCAGGGAGACUUGGAUGCUGAUAUGUGACCUGAUGACUGAUAGUGCUGUGCUCAGACACAAGUUAUCAGUUCUAACUGUGUGAGUGCUUUUGCAUUUAGGUAUAUGCUAAAUCCUUUUUAACAUUACAGCUGCAGCUUUUUUUAAACUUUAACUUUUUUGCCAGUUUUCCAUUAUCCAAUGAUAAUAAUGCCAUCAAUAAUCAUUAUCCCACACUGACUAGUAUAGCCUUGCUAAACUUUCUGACAGCUUUCUGAGGUAAGCUUUAACAGACUCCAACAUUUAUUACUGUUAAAACACAAUGUCAUACAGAUGCCCCAUCAGCACGAAUAAUGAACUAAACAGAAUGAUCAUGUUUGAAACCAAUGAAGGAAUGUACAGGUAUAGCACCAUUUGCUCAUCAUUAAUUAAAAAUUUCCACACAAAAUGGCCAUUGCAGUAGACAUAUAAUAAACAAACAAACAAACAAACAAAUAAAUAAAUAAAUAAAAAGGGUUAUAGAUGAUUACCAAAAGAAAUUAAAAACAGAUGGGUUUCAAUUUCAAACUCUGAGCUAUCAUGUCUACAGUAACUUAUUGAGUAUGUAUCAUUCAUUCAUUCAUCUUCACUAACCUCUUGAUCCUGGUCAGGGUUUGCAGUGAAUCUUGAUCCUUUCCCAGGAUCACUGGACAUGAAUAACGACUAUUCCCUAAAUGGGACAUCAAUCUAUUCCAGGCCACUCGCUCUCAUUCUUGUCAUACUUAUUCACACACUUAUUCACAGGGGACAAUUAUUGUAUCCACUUACUGACAUGUGUUUGGAAAGAAGACAGGGGAAACAGACAUGGGGAAAACAUAUUGUACAGAACCCAGAUUUGGGACUAAUGGUUAAUGACAAAUACAGUACAACAAAAAGUUAUUUUUCCUUCAAAAUAAGCAGAAUUUAUGAAGCAUGUCUAUUGUUUCAGAGUUACUUACUGUCAACCAAACACAUCAACAAUUUCUUUAUAAUUAUUAUUUAUAAUUUGAUUAUGCUUUGAUUUUGCUAAUGUAAUGUAAAACCAUAACUUAGUCAUUUGUAGGCUACUGCAAACAUGGCCAAACAAGAAUUAAUUAUAUUGUCAUUGAUGGUCAUUUUUUGCAGUACUGGCAGCAGUAAACUCACAGACCUUGCAGUUCAUGUGUAGGCAAAAAAAAAUCUAAAAAGCAGGUUGGUUAUAACUCGUCAUGAAUAAUUAAUCCUAGUAUUAACUCUCCUGUGCAUUAUUAAUAUAAUGUGAGUGGGUUUUAAUAUAAUCUUUUUCAAGAGAUUGUAUAUAUUCAUAUGCAUUCCAAUCAAUAAUAUCUUGUAGCCCUUUGUGCACUUUCCAUCCGUGCAAGGUCAACAGUCACAAUAUGACCUCAUCCAGCUGCAGAAUGGCAUAGAGACAUUUAUCUUGCACAGUGUCCAUGAACCCUGCCCCACAUACUCACACUAUGGCUUCCUCUUGUGCAUCUGUUACUGAUAAUGUGGGAACAGCAGUAGAUGUUAAUACAUAGCUGCGUAAAUGCAAGACUGCACAUUCAGCACAGACUGGCUGUGUCAGUUCAACAUGUGAUCUCAGCAUGUUUUCUUUCAUGGAAUUAUAUGGAAGCAACUGUGAUAACGGGAGCAAAUAGGAUAGAGGGCCUUGGGAUAAAUAGAUAGAUAUAUUAGAUACAUUAUUUUACAGUGUCUUUGGAUUUGGUCGUGCAUUAUAAACUGUAUCAUUAAAAAUCUGUAUCUUUAUCUUUGAUAAUCAUUGUCAAUGAUAAAAAAUAAUCUAAGAUAAAAGCUGCUAUGGUUCGAGAGGUAAAUGUAAUUAUUACCUGAACCAGUAUUCGUAGUGUAAUACAUCAUAAUGUACUGAAACCUUUUUUUAAUCUCCCUUUUUUGAUAAAUAUUAGCUCCUAAUUAUAAAAGUAGAAAAGUAUUGCAAUACAAACUUCUGAAAGUUUGUAUGUCUGUAUUUCAAUUUCCCUCAGAAUACACUCUAUCCAUUAGAACAUCCCCAGUGGCAAUAGAAAACGAAUGGUAACAAACAGAGUGAAAAGACCAUGUAGGUAGGACUGUAGAAUAGUGAGUUUUUUGUUUAGCAUUCAACUUAGGUCUAUUUUUAACUUAUCAGUGUGCCAUGUGAUAUUAAGUCUUUAUAAAUGUAUUUAUCAUCAGUGUUUAGAAUGUAUGCUAUUGUAUGUAAUAAUAACUACAAAAAUACUGCUGCUUUAUAUAUGUAUAUCACUUGGAGAGAGUGCCUAGGACAAAUGCCAGUACACAUAAUUUUAUAAUGAAGUAUCAAAUCCAGUUUCAGUUCAGAACAGGCCCACGUCUGUUCUUUUGCAGUAAAUGUCUGCUUUAUUUUCUGCAAAAAUCCUGAUUUUUUUUUUCUUUUAAGCCAUGAAACCCUACAUUUAAACAAGUGAAGCCUGAUUGUAAAUGUUGAAAGAUAAAAACACAUUCUACUGUAAAGUCAACAGGAUCCUAUUGCUUUACCUCAUGCUUGGAAUAUUUGCUGCUUACCUAUUCAGUAUUUUAGUUAUUUAAGUCACUAAGCAAUACACAAUGUUGUAUAUAAUAUAAUUAUUUAUUAAAAAUUUGGGUGUUUUAUUUAUAUUUACACAGUGAUCAUCUAAGUUAUUUUUGUAUGUCUCUGAUGUAAACAUCAUUUGGUGUCAUUAAAACUUUGUGAGUUUU